Drosophila bipectinata is the source of this 3042-nucleotide messenger RNA. It is a transcript of the gene Glos, whose product is annotated as Gaulos. Lineage: Eukaryota; Metazoa; Arthropoda; Insecta; Diptera; Drosophilidae. The record is from RefSeq and is a predicted model, not a curated record. Gene Ontology annotation, molecular function: zinc ion binding.
AUCAAGUUCUUUUUCGAUUGAGCGGCGCUAAGAAUAAAUCUUGGAAAAAAGGAAGUAGGAAUCUAUCAUUGGAAGUCAGGAUGGUAGUUAUAAAGCAGUAUCCCCUGGAUAACUGCCAGCUGUUUUAUGAUGUAAAAUUAGAACUGGAGAGUUAUUCAGAAGCAACGAAGGAUUUGAGUUCUAUAAUAUAUUUCGGAGGAAAUGAAACGCAUGUUUCGGAAGUGUGCCAACGAGUGUUUUCUUGCCUGGCGGAGGACGAACUUAUCGUUGAAAUCCCACAUGAAUUCCGUCCGAUGGAAAUGGUCAGGGAGUGUUCAUGUCCUGAGGCGAAGAAUGACUAUCGCGGGCUGUUCGUCUUGCUACUAGUAAACACUGCCACAGAGAUUCCAUCUGGGGAAGCCACAUGGGGCAUGACGUGCGUUCAUCUGGUGGCACAGCUUCCUAUGAUGCCACAGUUUCUUACCGUAGCCAUAUACCUGCGCUGCGCCAUGGCAGAUGUCCUCGAGGAGUUUCUUUCAUGCGGCCCCCGUUGGGUCACAAUUCAAUAUUUUGAGACCCUUAACCAGGUUCUGGGCAAACUUUGCAAAGACCGCAUGGACAUCAUUCCUCAUCUAUGGUCCUGUGUCCGAGCUGCUGGCGAAUCCAUCGUGUUUUACAACAUCCCGGAAGCCAAUAAGGUGCUAAUCCGUCAUAUUGCGGGCCUUUUACAACAAUAUUUGAUCGACAGCCAGGAUAUCUUGAAUGAAAUUCACCCGGAUAGGCGCAGCAAAUACCUGGCUGAGGCAAUGUCUGAAAUAAUGAGUGUCAUUAUAAGGGCCCUCGAUGAGAAAGCUGUGGGUCGCGAGCCGCCACCGUAUUUUGAAUUCUACAGAGAAUUAAGCAUCGAUCUUAUCUCGUCCUAUGACCCAGAUCCAAGGCCUGAUCUGCGCCGCUUUGCCAAUGUGCUGUUGGAUGCCCUCCAGCGCAUACUACAGUUGGUGAGCGUAAACGUUUACAUGGACUGGGUGGACCUCAAAUCGCCCCGACUCCUGUACAAUUAUCAGGAGCUUAUAUGCGACCAGGUAACACAGUUGCUCGAUAUAUUGAAAAAGCCGGAAAACUCUGAACUGGCCAUUCACUCGGUUUGUGCGCAACUAAAGCCAUUUACGGGAAACGUCAAGUCCUUGACGGAACGUCUCGCCGAACUGACUAUUGGUGAUUUGCUCGUAUACCUUGAUGGUGAAGGGAAGGAAGAACCCUCCGAAGAAGGCAAGAUUGCAGGUCUGAACGAGCUCUUCACCCGCUCGAUCGCCUUUGGCAACGAGGAGUGCGUGUGGACUAUGAAUAGCCACUUGCAUCUGUUGAACAUGGAACACGGUCGCCAGAUACUUCACUAUCUCAGUCAGGUCGUGCUUGCCAGGAAGGCCGAAAAAAUGGCGCAAUUAUCUAACGUGAUGGACGCCGCUCAAGGCGAUACUUCCGAAACAAUCACUGAAUACUCGCCGGAUCUCACGGACGAAGAGGAGGAGUACGAACCGCUCAUUCGCCUCAUUUUGCAUCCGAUCUUUGAUAAUUGCUCCAAGAAAGAAAAGGUCUUGAUGCUCGAGAUGCGCGACGAACUUCGAGUCACCGAAUUUUUCGACUUUGAAUCCAGCGGCCACACUAACAAGCGCAUUAGGUUCUUUAACCAGCUGGAGAUGAAUGGCGACUUUCCCAUGACCGACUUCCUGUUGCUAUGCUACGAGAAGCCAGAUGAGACCUGGGUGGAUCUGGCCCGACUAGCCAUGACCCACGAAAAAUAUGCAUUGAUGUUCUGGCGCAUGGCUUCUCUUUGCUCGCGGCAUUCCGUGAAUUACAUGGAACUCUGCGCCCAAAAGCUGUUAUUAGAUGAGCGCUUGCUUCUGAAGCCCAACGCUCAGAAAUUCUUGUUAGCCCUGUACUUUCACAAGCCCAUCCUGAACGGAUUGAGAUACACAUCUGGUCACAAAUACUUUGUGAACCUUAAUGGCGAAAAGUUUUCAUACCGCAAGGAGAAUUUAAAUUGGGGCGUUACCGCGUACCUGAGCUACUGCGGCAUGGCUCUCGAUACGUUCGGAUCAGGGAGCAACCCUAAUUACCAAGCUCUAGAAUGCAUCCUCAAUUUGCUCAUGCAGCUGAACACCGCCGAGGUGCUUCUACAAGAGGCCAGUCGCGAACAGCUCCGAAAUAUAGAGCGGGACAGUUCUGUAACUCCCCAGGUCCUAGAAGAGGCCAGAAACUAUGCUGAAAUGCACGCCAACAUGCGAGGAUUGCGUGUCCGCCACUUGGAACUCAUCACCAAAAUGAUGGGCUGCAUGGACCAGCUGCGCUGGAAUCUCUCCACCUUCGACCCGGACCGAGUCCGGAUCCUUGGCACCGCUGUAAAGUACUGGAAGCAAAGCAUGCCCAUUGAGAUGUAUGUCGACGAAGAAUUGCGCCGGAAAAUAGCCGAGGUGGUCUUGACCCUUAAACAUUCGGAGGUGUAUGCAGCCGAAGAGCUGAAGGUGCAGUCCCCAAACUAUCUGAAGGAAUUUAUAGUUCUGGUUACCCAAUCUUCUGCCGAGGAGGCCACCCUACUCUUCGGUCGCUGCCUUGAGGCCGGCAAAGACCAGGCCAUUUGGAGCUUGCUGAGCAAGGUAGUGCAGCAAGUUGAUUGCGCCACCGCAUAUGGGGCUUUCAGCUUCCUUUUCCGUCGCUACAUGAUCGCCUUCCGUAAGCACCAUUUCCGUCGUACCAACAAGAAGAAGUUCCAUCUCGACAGCCUAUUGGCCAUUGUGGCUGUGUCCCCGCCGCCGGUUCGCCAAGAGACCUGUAAACUGGUCGAUAAGUUGUUCCUCUGCAAGCCACGCCAGCGUGCCAUCCGCGCCGCCCGCACCAAGCAUGCCAAGAAGGCCAGUCCUUAUUAAAAACGUAACAGAAAGACUUUCUGAUCGCCACAAGGGAAUAGUAUUUAAUAUUUAUAACAGAACCGACGUGUGAUUUUGGUAGCUAUGAUUAUGAUUACCAAGUAAAUAAUCCGAAAUAAACUAUUUCCUAGCCCAAGUA